GAUAUAUGUAUAUAUAUAAAAUAAAGAAAGUGGGGAAGAGUGGGAAGCAUAAUAAUGAGUCUGUAUGUGAGAGGUUGGUUCCCCCCUGUAUCAAUGAUGUUAUCAAAAAAUUUGCUGCGAAAGAUGUCUCCUAUGGUAUGCCAAUCCGUGCUCCUUCCAGACAAUAAAUCACCACAGUGCAUUAUGCCAUCAAUUCACAGGUCAGAAAUGCCAUCAAUUUGCGAUAGUGCACAAUGUACUCAACAGUGUUAGACCGAGACAGACAGAGCGAGAACGCAUGCGAGAGAGAGAGAGAGAUAAGUGGGUUGAAGAGAGGAGAUGAUUACGUGGAGGUGACGUGUGGUUGUACCAGCCAUAGAUAUGGUGAUGCUGUUGGGAGGCUUAGGGUUUUCGUCACUGGCGAUCUCGAAAUCACCUGCGAAUGCACCCCUGGUUGUCAGGAAGACAAGAUGACCCCUGCUGCAUUUGAGAAGCAUUCUGGACGAGAAACAGCUAGGAAAAGGAAGAAUAAUGUUUGGGUCAUUCUUAGUGGGGAGAAGGUUCCUUUGUUUAAGACACCACUGCUUAAAUAUUACAAUCAAGCAUCCAAAGGUGCCAAUGGAUCUCACAGAUCACAUAAUGGGCGAGUUUGUCAUUCCGAGAGCAAGCUCGAGUGGGUGUUGCUGGGUUGCCUCCGAGAGAGAGAGGAUUUGGGCAAUGAUGGGAAGGUAUGUGUAGAAAAUAAGCGGAAUAGGUGGAGGUCCGGCGGACGGCUAAGGUGAGCCCCCCCCCCGCCGGUGAAGCAAAAAAUAUUAGGUUCUGCU
Camellia sinensis is the source of this 803-nucleotide messenger RNA. NCBI's taxonomy places the organism in Eukaryota, Viridiplantae, Streptophyta, Magnoliopsida, Ericales, Theaceae. The record is from RefSeq and is a predicted model, not a curated record.